Messenger RNA from Funneliformis geosporum, 291 nucleotides. The record is from the annotation of a GenBank genome assembly. NCBI's taxonomy places the organism in Eukaryota, Fungi, Glomeromycota, Glomeromycetes, Glomerales, Glomeraceae.
AUGUUGAAGGAAAUGGAAGUACCAGGACUAAAAUUGCCAAUGAAAGGUUGGUUAGCAUCCAAAUUCCAACCAAGGACGAAAGAUUGUUUGUUAGGAAGUUUUGAUAGUUUAGUUAAAUCUAUUGAAAACUCAUUACUAUGCAGAAGUGAGCGAAUGAAUUUACGAUUUGGAAUGUCUUCACAAAGAUGUGAUUCUAAAGUUUUAAACCAUAAAGGUACAGCACUGGUCAGGGGUGAAGUUUGGUGUGCAGACAGGUCUGAAAACAUGAACAUAGACCAUCCAUAUGAAUAG